Nicotiana attenuata is the source of this 1248-nucleotide messenger RNA. RefSeq names its product pentatricopeptide repeat-containing protein At2g33680. The record is from RefSeq and is a predicted model, not a curated record. The coding region runs from base 1 to 1248 and encodes 415 amino acids. Gene Ontology annotation, biological process: RNA modification. Gene Ontology annotation, molecular function: protein binding; RNA binding. The transcript has a single exon. NCBI's taxonomy places the organism in Eukaryota, Viridiplantae, Streptophyta, Magnoliopsida, Solanales, Solanaceae.
AUGCAAAGCAAACGUGUUAUAGCGUCGUGUGCUAUACGCAGAUACGUAACCACUCUUUCUCACAAGUGCCAACAGAAAAGCUUACAGCCCACUCUGCCCCUGGACUUUUGCUCCGUGAGCAACAAUGAUGUUUACUCACUGAACAGAAUAUUACACGACCUUGUGAAGUAUGGGUCUUUAACCUCUGCACUCCACCUGUUUGAAGAAAUGCCUAAACGUGAUGUGGUUACAUGGAAUAUUAUGAUUUCUGGAUAUAGUCAUUAUGGGUUUCCAAGAAAAUCAGUGUACUUGUAUAAUAAAAUGGUUUCUCAAGGUAUCAGGGAGAACUCGUCCACUUUUUCCUUUAUAUUGAGCAUAUGUGCUAACGCAGGUUUAUACAAAGAAGGGCUUGAGAUUCUCAGUAGAGUAGUUGUAUUGGGAUUUAGUAUGAACUUAUAUAUUGCCAGUGCACUUGUUAAUAUGUAUAUACAAAUGGGUCUUACAGAUGUUGCUUUCAAAGUGUUUUAUGACUUACCAAAACGAAACUUACCUGUAUGGAACUUGGUUUUACGUGGAAUUUGUGAAGCGGGUAAGCCCAAUGAGUUCUUAAGAUUGUAUAGUGAUAUGAAGUUGGAAAAUGUGGAGCCUAAUGGGCUUACAUUUUGUUAUUUGAUUCGAGGUUGUUGUAUAGAGAGACUUAUUGACAAAGGCAGGGAGAUACAUUCCCUUGUGAUUAAGACGGGGUGGUUAGAAUCAAAUAUCUUUUUAGCUAAUGCAUUGGUGGAUUUUUACUCUGCUUGUGGCAUUUUGGUUGAUACAAAUAAAGCAUUUCAGAGUAUUCCACCUCAGGAUGUUAUUUCAUGGAAUUCAAUGGUUUCUAUUUAUGCUGCCAAUAAUUUGUUGCAUGAAGCUGUUCAAGUCCUAGAAGAGAUGAGAUUGUGGGACAAACAUCCAUCUGCUAUGUCUUUCGUGGCAUUGUUGAAUUUAUCAAGUCGCAGAAAGGAACUACUCUUUGGAAAACAAAUGCACAGUUUUGUUAUGAAAUUGGGCUUUGAUUAUGGAAAUGUCCUCAUUCAGUCGGCUUUGAUUGAUAUGUAUGGGAAAAAUGAUGACAUUGAAAAUUCGGUUUCUGUAUUCCAGAGCAACCCUAUAAGAAGUCUCGAAUGUUGUAAUUCAAUGAUGACAUCUUUGCUGCAUCUUGGUGUCCCCCAAGAUGUGUUUGAGCUGUUCAGUUGGAUGGUUUGUGAAAUAUUGCGUUUGAUGAAGUGA